Molecule: messenger RNA, 2566 nt
Organism: Mugil cephalus (flathead mullet)
Lineage: Eukaryota; Metazoa; Chordata; Actinopteri; Mugiliformes; Mugilidae
Gene: igldcp
Product: galectin 17
Exons: 7
Coding region: 124-936 (270 amino acids)
Biological process (GO): cell surface receptor signaling pathway; negative regulation of T cell proliferation; immune response
Cellular component (GO): external side of plasma membrane
Source: RefSeq, a predicted model, not a curated record
CAGGAAAUCGAAACCUAAAGGUGUAAAUAAAUGUGACGGGAGCAGAGAGAAAGGUAAUUUCAGCCCAGCUCGCUACGGGGGACGGCGAAGGAGACUGAACUGAGUGUCCAAGGAGAGGACAAGAUGAAGUCAAUCCCAGACCAACACUGGUUCUUCACCAAUACACUGUGUCUCCUGCUUGGCGUCCUAGUUGACUCCUCUUCCCCGUCCUCCGUCAGCUCCACUGUGGGGAACCAGGUGGUGCUUCCCUGCAGGUGGAAGCCACGCCUGGGGGAGGAGAACCGGCCCCUCUGCCACAUCCAGUGGGCUCACCUGACCGACACCGUCUUCGAGCAGCAGGGGGACCGGACGUGGCAGGCGGACGAGUUCAAGGACCGGGUGGAGGUACAGGGGGAGAAGCUCAGGUCCGGAGACUGUUCCCUGAUCAUCAAGGACGUUCAGUUCGGAGACAGGGGACAAUACGAGAGCUUCGUCUUGGUGGACGGAGAGAGGUCCCAAAAAACUCGUGUCUUCAUUGAGAGUGUCAAGCUGUCUGUGUUCGACCAUAAAUCCCAGCAGACCCGACAAGCAGGUGACGACUUGGUUCUGGAGCUUCACACUCGACACUCAUUCAGAGUCAUCUUCCAGGGCAGGAACUCGUCAGAGUGGUCCGACCUGUGGAUGAGGGGCGAUGAAGACUCUGAACGUGUGGAGAAACACCUGAAGCGCCAGCAGCUGAAGAUCAAGAAGGUGACCCGCUCCGAUGAGGGAACCUACAAAGUCCUGGAUGAGCACGGCCUGGCUGUCAGCACCGUGCAGCUCUCUGUGGAGGAGACGUCCCCAGGUCUCACAUCCCAACAGAAAAUGGAACCUGUACCAACAGAUGUUUCUUCCAGAAGUUGCAGCUCAGCUCUUCUCAUCUUCUUUGCUCUUGUGUUGAGUUCCCAUCUUCUCUGAGAUGCUUCUCGUACAUUGUGAAGUGUGACAGCUGCACAUUCAGCACAGUGAUCUUUGAUUGUGUGUCUGUGUCUUGUUCCCUGUAACUGAGCUACCAAGCUGGGAUCAGACCAUUUAUUUAUGGGUGUUUAACAAUCACUUAGUAGAGCUUUACAUAAACUCACUUUUACAUCCAUCCUGGGUAGCCUGAUCUCAAAGAGCCGUCUUAAAGUGUCUCUCUGGAUCAUCUCCCAACACUGUGACGCACACACAAGAACAAUGAGCGGCCCGGGGAGAACGAGUUCUUUGUAAAGAAGGUUUCGGUUGGAGGAACUUGUCCACAGUCGGAUUGUGACCUGAACCUGAAGCAGACGCUGGUCGGUUUGGCCCAGAUAAGAAGUCACGAGUCUCGUUAGUAAAGUGAAGCGCUGCGUGGCGUUGGUCUGUUGGAGUUAACACACCAACGCCACGUGGCAACACAACAUAACCAGCGAUGCAUCGGUCCCCAAACUAACAGCCUCUGCUUCAGGUGGAUGGUUCACAUUCAGAUUCUGGAAGCUUCAUUGGUCCACAAGUGAGAAGCUUUAAACAACUACAGACUUUAAAAAAAAACAAACAAAAAAAAAAUAGAAUAACAACAAAAAAACUAUGUUAUCAAUGUUGUAACUACAACAUUAUAUAUUUGCAGAUAAUGAAUUUCAGAUAGUGGCACUUUUAUGAGAAUCGUGAGGUGACUUCAGUUUUUAAAAAGACUAAAAAGUAACAACAUAUGGACGUUUGAACAUGAUGCUUUAAAAUGAGUUUAAAGGUUUGGUUUAUCCAAAAAAACAAAAAAAAAAAACGAUGAAAGAAAGACCCGUUGACUCGUGGAGUCUCUAGAAGACCUUUCAUCUUCUUCAGUUGGACCAGGACCGGUGGAGAGUCGUGGUUUAGUUCAGAAGAUCUGUGAGCGUCGCUGAUCAGGAACUCACCAGACUGGUGUCUGUCAAUGACCAGAUGCUCACCUGGGCUUCAGGUCUCGUCCCUACAGCUGUAAGGGGACAGAGGGUAAAGGGACGUCUUCAUCUCUAAUGAGAGUUCUAGAUGAAGACGCCCCCCCCCCCUCCCUCAGUCACAGGUGAUCAUCAGGUCACUGCUAGACGCCGGUCAGGUGACUUCCCGCUGGUCGACGCAGUCAGAUCUUCAGGAUGAAACCUCAGCUCCUCCACUGGUCCUGGUGGACCCGAAGACUCAGAUGAGACGUCUUCUAGAAACUCUGUGAGUCCACAUUCCUUCCUUCAAUGUUUUUUUUCUUUUUUUUUCCUGGAUAAAUCAAACUUUUCAACUCAUUUUAAAGCAUCAUGUUUAAAUUAAUUGUAUCACAUAUAAAGAAAUGAUAAAAGCAUUGAAAUCCAGGUCUAAAGAAGCUGUGUCUCUCUCUACCACCACUGUUGUUUUCAUGUUUUAAUUCUCAAACAUUUAACUGUUAAUUAUAAACUAUUUCGUGCAUGUAACUGUGAACAUCAGCCUUGACUCAGAAAGCACCACAAUAUAUUUAUAUUAGUGUAAUCUUUUCAGCAAAUGUAAUUCAGACCGUCUUUUUAAUUGUCCUAACUCUACAUGUUCAUUUAAAUUAAAACAAAACACAGACUAAUAAAAACUAGCAAACUCA